UGUGUGUGCUGUCCACCAGGGCAGGCGCACAGUGAACACCUGCGACACCCGGCGUCAGGUGGGCAGCGCGGGGUCUGCGGCGCAGCUGGGCCCCGGGCUCCAAGCAGGCAGGGCGCAGAUCCGGGCUUCAGAAAUCAGAAGAGUGCUGUGAGAGACUGAACUGCCCUAACCCAGGGUCCUGAAUUCUGGACCUCCAGCCUCCAGUACUGUAGGAGGCUUUUUCUUGUCCUCCGGCACACAUAGGGAUGGAUGGGUGAGGCCCCCCUGGGCUGUGGCACUGCCCAGCAGCCGUCAUCUCGUUAAGGCCCCUCGGUGGCAGUAGGAUGCACCUCUCUGCAGUGUUCAAUGCUCUCCUGGUGUCUGUGCUGGCUGCAGUCCUGUGGAAGCAUGUGCGGCUGCGGGAGCAUGCGGCCACCCUAGAGGAGGAACUGGCCCUCGGACAGCAGUCCCUGGAUCCGGUUCCGGGGCUGAGGAUUGACUACCCAAAGGCCCUGCAGGUCCUCAUGGAGGGCGGCACCCACAUGGUGUGCACAGGCCGCACCCACACAGACCGCAUCUGCCGCUUCAAGUGGCUCUGCUACUCCAAUGAGGCAGAAGAAUUCAUCUUCUUCCAUGGCAACUCGUCCGUGAUGCUGCCCAACCUGGGCUCCCGGCGCUUCCAGCCGGCCCUGCUGGACCUGUCCACUGUGGAGGACCACAAUGCCCAAUACUUCAACUUCGUGGAGCUGCCCGCCGCGGCCCUGCGCUUCAUGCCAAAGCCAGUGUUCGUGCCUGACGUGGCCCUCAUCGCCAACCGCUUCAACCCCGAUAACCUCAUGCAUGUCUUCCAUGACGACUUGCUCCCCCUCUUCUACACGCUGAGGCAGUUCCCUGGCCUGGCCCAGGAGGCCCGGCUCUUCUUCAUGGAGGGCUGGGGCGAGGGCGCUCACUUUGACCUUUAUAAACUCCUUAGCCCCAAGCAGCCGCUGCUGCGUGCGCAGCUCAAGACGCUGGGCCGGUUGCUCUGCUUCUCCCAUGCUUUUGUGGGCCUGUCCAAGGUCACCACCUGGUACCAGUAUGGCUUUGUCCAGCCCCAGGGCCCAAAGGCCAACAUCCUCGUCUCAGGCAAUGAGAUCCGGCAGUUCACCCGCUUCAUGACCGAAAGGCUGAAUGUGAGCCACGCAGGGGCACCCCUGGGUGAGGAGUACAUUCUGGUCUUCAGUCGCACCCAGAACAGACUCAUCUUGAACGAGGCAGAGCUGUUGCUGGAGCUAGCACAAGAGUUCCAGAUGAAGACGGUGACCGUGUCCCUGGAGGACCACACCUUUGCCGAUGUCGUGCGGCUGGUCAGCAACGCCUCCAUGCUAGUCAGCAUGCACGGCGCCCAGCUGGUCACGGCCCUCUUCCUGCCCCGUGGGGCCACCGUGGUCGAACUCUUCCCCUAUGCUGUCAACCCUGACCACUACACCCCCUAUAAGACGCUGGCCACGCUGCCUGGCAUGGACCUGCAGUAUGUAGCCUGGCGAAACAUGAUACGGGAGAACACAGUCACACACCCUGAGCGGCCCUGGGACCAAGGGGGCAUCACCCACCUGGACCGGGCUGAGCAGGCCCGCAUCCUACAGAGCCGAGAGGUCCCCCGGCAUCUCUGUUGCCGGAACCCUGAGUGGCUCUUCCGAAUCUACCAGGACACCAGGGUGGACAUCCCGUCCCUCAUGCAAUCCAUUCGGCGUGUGGUGAAGGGCCGGCCAGGGCCUCGGAGGCAGAGGUGGACAAUCAGCCUGUACCCAGGCAAGGUGCGGGAGGCUCGCUGCCAGGCGUCUGUGCAGGGUGCCACCGAGGCCCACCUGUCUGUGUCCUGGCAGAUCCCGUGGAACCUCAAGUACCUCAAAGUGAGGGAGGUGAAGUACGAGGUGUGGCUGCAGGAGCAGGGGGAGAACACCUACGCACCUUACAUGCUGACCCUGCAGAACCACACCUUCACCGAGAACAUCAAGCCUUUCACCACCUACCUGGUGUGGGUCCGCUGCAUCUUUAACAAGAGCCUCCUGGGACCUUUUGCAGAUGUGCUGGUGUGCAGCACGUAGCCAGCAGGCCAUGGCCGGGCCUCCGGGGUGGCCUUGGCAGCUCAGCUUUCCCAGGCCGGAGUCCUGCUGGCGACUAUGGUGAUGACGCAUCUAUUUAUUGAGUAGGCCAGGGCUAGGCCCGCUCCCAGAGUCCCACUGCUGCGGGGUGCAGUUUGCAGAAAUCUUUGUCCUGAAGAGGUGGUACCUGCCCCCUCUGCCACAUUGAUUGUUCCCACCCAGGAGGAAUUCCUUUGUGGCGAGGAGGCGGCACAGGCAGGCCCCAGGGAUCUGCUCUUGCUAAUUGAUUGUGCUGUUUCCUGCCAUGGCCUUGGUACAAGUCCUGGCUUCUAGAAACAGUGGUCAUGUAGUUGGUGGGCUAGGCAGAUAGUCUCUGAGAAUUUCACCUGUAGCUGAGUGGCAGGUGUGUUUGGAGCAGUGAUUAAAUGAUUAUGAACAUCGUG
Molecule: messenger RNA, 2506 nt
Organism: Peromyscus leucopus (white-footed mouse)
Lineage: Eukaryota; Metazoa; Chordata; Mammalia; Rodentia; Cricetidae
Gene: Pomgnt2
Product: protein O-linked mannose N-acetylglucosaminyltransferase 2 (beta 1,4-)
Exons: 3
Coding region: 324-2066 (580 amino acids)
Biological process (GO): protein O-linked glycosylation via mannose
Cellular component (GO): endoplasmic reticulum
Molecular function (GO): protein binding; protein O-acetylglucosaminyltransferase activity
Source: RefSeq, a predicted model, not a curated record